This is a messenger RNA of Monodelphis domestica (gray short-tailed opossum), 4889 nucleotides long. Its product is annotated as SRY-box transcription factor 17. Gene Ontology annotation, biological process: negative regulation of canonical Wnt signaling pathway; vasculogenesis; positive regulation of transcription by RNA polymerase II. The record is from RefSeq and is a predicted model, not a curated record. Gene Ontology annotation, molecular function: DNA-binding transcription activator activity, RNA polymerase II-specific; RNA polymerase II cis-regulatory region sequence-specific DNA binding. Gene Ontology annotation, cellular component: nucleus. Lineage: Eukaryota; Metazoa; Chordata; Mammalia; Didelphimorphia; Didelphidae.
AGAAUUAAUGCCAAAGGGAGCAGGGAUUGGAAGUCAGGGCUAAACAGACAUGGGGAAUUUCUUCUCAAAGACUGAAUUAGACCAAUGCUGGACUCUGGAAGGGUGAUAGUAUUAUAGAAAGGAGGUGAAAGCUGAAGAUCCUGAUAAAGCUUUGGUAUAGUAAUCCCAUUUGAUUUCUCGUUACGCUAAUUGGGCCAGAGAUUUUGUGUAAUUAGCUAUUGGGAGACUAGUUGCGAGAUGUUAAUAGGAUAGUCAUUGCUGGCUGUAAAGUUUGCUUUGUCUCUCUUUAAAAUUUUCCUUUCCGGGCGGGUUUCGUUUUAUUCUAGCAAUGUUUAUGAAGUAGAGCACCAAAGUGAAGAAAAUGUCCGAAUGUAAGUCAAUGGAUAUAUGAAGCUGAUUUCUCAUCUCUAGAAAAUUUACUUUUGGUGCCCAGUUUUUUAAAAAGGGUCUUCAGAAGGAUUUAUUAAGAAAUCUAACUGUCCAUUAUUCUUUCCUUGAAUUCAGGAUGAUUCCCUUUUCCCCGUAUAUGUAAUUUGAAUAAUUCUCUUUAGUCCACCUGUCUCUAUUAAGGAAGAUUCCCUCAAAGUUAGCUAUCAUGAUACAGACUACUAGUCAGCAAGUUAAAUUAGAAGCAGCUGUAUGUUUGCAUGACCACUAACCUAAACAACCAGCAUAUUUCUGUAGAAUUAAUACUUUAAAAAACCAGUAUCAGAAACUGGUGGUCCUAGUGAAUUUUUGAUGCCCUGCCUUAUAUAAUUGUAUAGUCCUAAAAAUGUUUUUAGGAUUAGUUUCUCAGUUAACUUAAAAUAAAAUUUAAAACUAUGUUACAAAACCCACCAAUAAAACCACCAUUGUAAAAAUUAUUUGGAAGGCCAUUUCUUUUCAAAUUUACCUAGUUAAAAUAAUACUUUUGCAAUUCUUUAAGCUAAUAUCUCUACUUUCUAAAAUAGGAAUCUUAACCUUUAUGUUAUUUUUCCUUAGGUCAAUCUGGUGAAACCCAUUGGAUUCCUUCAGAUAACUGCUUUUGUAAAUGCAUAAAAUUGAAUGCACGUGAUUAUAAAGAACUCAAUUAUAUUGAAUUAACUAUCAAAAUUAAAAAAAAAACUUCACAGAUCAGAGCUUAAGAAUCCAAAUAUUGAACUAUUUAUAGAUUUUGUUUCAUUUGUCUUUCUUUUAGAGACACCUCUUAAAAUCUAGCCCAGACACUCUUUCUGAAUGGGGAGGUGGGAAGAGAAGGGGAAAAGAAGUCUUCAGGAGAAUUACGGGAAUGAGAAUUCAAAGCUCAGAAGUAGCACCUUUGUUAUUGUUAUCCAUGCCUUGGGAAAUUGGAUGGGAGAAAUAUCCCUUUUGGGAAGGGAUUCUCUAAAGAAGCACCUUGUUUUUCGAACUGAAAUGAUGAAACUAGAGUAAAACCCUUUCCCACUUAAUGCUGACAUUCAGGUGACAUAACAGAACAGAAUUUCUGAAGCUGUGUAACUGGUCCCCUUUUGGACUGUAACAUCACACAAAAUGGGAUAACAUCAACUUCUGAGCUGAAGAGCAUUCUGUGCUUUUUUUCAUUUCCAGAUGAUUUUUUUGAAAGUAAGGGAAAAAAACCCCAAAACCUUUCUCAAAAUUGAAGGUGUUUGGGCAAACCGAAGGAAAAGGUUGGGGUGGUGAGGCAUAAACUUCCCGGAUCUUUUAUUCUGAUUGGGUUUAGAUGCUGAAUUAAAACAAAUAAACAAACAAAACAACCCCAAACCAAAAAACACAAAAAACAAAAAACCCAAGCCACCUUCUCCCAUGCCCACCCCCACCAUUUAGAUCUAUAUAUUUAUCACCUAGUCUUUACGGUUCUGGAGUUCUGAAGACAGAAUUAGAAAUUUAUUUUUUCCAACCUCAAAUUUCAGGUCUGGUAUUCCAGUUCUUUUUGUUGAUGUUAAAUUAUUUAUUUUAAUAAAGGCAUUCAUAUUUUAAAUAGGACAUAAAACAAAGGGUAGCAGACAUUGGCUGACAGCAGUCUGACUACUGAAAGCCACCUUGAGUGCUAAAGUUAGUUUGUAAUAACUAUAGUCCAAACAAAGCUGUCCUUACCCAAAUAAGGCUCUCUGAUCUCCUGUUUACACCUGGACAUUUCCAGAUAAGUGCUGGAUUUAAUAGCAGCCUGGAGUAAAUUCUGAAAAUAUUCAAGUCUAGACCCAUAAAACUCACAUCUCUGACUCAGACUUCAGAUACCAAAGGCAGUUUACAUUAUUUAUUAGGGAUGUGGAAGAAAUGCCUUGAAACAAUCUAUUUACAGUUAAGAAAACAUUUGAAACAAUUUUCCAGUCACAAACAUACUAUUAUGAUUUCUCUUCUAGAAAAAGGGCAUGAAAUUUUAAAACAAUUAUAGCUAAACUUUGUACCUUCCUCUCUCCUUGUUUUUGAAUAGCCUAGGAGCUAAAAGAAGUAUACAUUUCAGUUGAAUUGGGAGAGAUUUCAGUCUACAAAAUAUUAAUUUUGUUUUAUGUCAUAUGAAUCAACAUGGAAAUAAAGCAUUGUCGAAGGGAAGCAAUAAGAAUUUAAGUAGGAGGGAGGACUUUUAUUCUGUAUUUUUCACCGGCGACUUUAAAGACGCCCAAACAAGCACCUCUGAAGAAGAUACCUAAGCUAUUUCUCUAGAAGGAAAUGAAGACAUCCCAAAGUCGGCCAAAUAAGCAGAUCGUUUCAGACUUUAUUUAAAAGAAAAUACAAGUGCUUUUGUACUUCAUUUAAAAAGAGCAAAGGAGGUUUUGUCCACAAGCACUAGUAUUUAUUUAUUUUUAAUUGAAAAAGGUUAUAACUUUUGAAAAUCCUGAAGCUUGUGCAAUCAAUUCAAAAACUGAAGUCCCCAUUUUCCGGUGCCUGGAUGUCUGGUUCCCUCCAGUUCACACCUGCUCAGGUAAAGCCUGGCAAGCUUCAGCGACAGCUUGUGGCCAGAGAGGUGGCCCAGAGCCUUGGUCAGGGAGGGGCGUCUGACACCUCGUGGGAGUCGCCCCGCCCCUGGAGCUUCAUUGGUCGUUUGGGUGUAGAAAGGGGAGCAGUUGAGGGGAGGACUCUCGCAGUGUGGCGGUGGCAGUUGGGGGCGCUGGUUCCUGAGGUGACUUGGUCCCUGCAGUCGGGGCUUCCUAAGAGACCGAUAGAUUUUCACUGGCCGUCGCACUCUCCAUCUUGUCUCCGACUGGCCACGGGGGUAACCGUCGUGUCCCGGCUGAGGGCGUGGGGGCGCGCGGUCUGGGCGGGAGAGCCAUGAGCAGCCCGGAUGCGGGGUACGCCAGUGACGACCAGAGCCAGGCCAGGUGUACGCUGCCCAUGAUGAUGGCCGGGAUGGGCCCCUGCCCUUGGGCAGAGUCUCUGAGCCCCCUUGGGGAGAUGAAGGUCAAGAGCGAGUCCGGGUCGGGCCCUGGGACCGGGGGCAGCGGGACCGUUGCAGCUGUGGGCACUUCUGGCCGCGGUAAAGGGGAGUCCCGCAUCCGGCGGCCCAUGAACGCGUUUAUGGUUUGGGCCAAGGACGAGCGCAAGCGUCUGGCGCAGCAGAAUCCCGACCUGCACAAUGCCGAACUGAGCAAGAUGUUGGGGAAGUCCUGGAAGGCUUUAUCUCUGGCUGAGAAGAGGCCCUUUGUGGAGGAGGCUGAGCGACUACGUGUCCAGCACAUGCAGGACCACCCCAAUUACAAAUACCGACCUCGGAGGAGGAAGCAGGUGAAGAGACUGAAAAGAGUGGAGAGCGGCUUCCUCCAUGGUCUCCCCGAGCAGCCCGGCUCCGGCCUGGGUCCAGAGGGCAGAGUGUGUGUGGACAGCUUGGGACUGCCAUUUCAUGAGCAGGCCUACCACCAAGGUCAGGGAGUGCUCCCUCCUCAGAUGGGCCACUACCGGGACUGCCAGAACCUGGGUCCAGCUCCCCCUCAGUUUGACAGCUACAAUCUGCCUACCCCUGAGGCUUCUCCCAUGGAUGGCAUGGAACCAGAUGCAGCUUUCUUCACCUCUUCUCUUCAAGGAGACUGCCAGACAGUGCCCUACAGCUAUCCUGUGUCCUCUGAGUACUCUGUGCAUGCUGAGCCUCACUCGGGUCCUAUGCACCACAGACACAUGCAGGAACCUAUGGCCCACUCGUUGCAGGGUCUGAUGGGCGCCUCCAACCCUCUGCAUAUGUAUUAUGGUCCCAUGGGCUCUCCCCAGGCUGGGGGCAGUGUCCGAGGCUUCCAGAUGCAGCAUCAGUCAGGAUCUAGUCAGCCCUCUCCUCCUCCAGAGGCUCUGACCUGUAGGGAUGGCCUGGAUGGCAACCAGCCUGCUGAGCUUCUUGCAGAGGAGGACCGUACAGAAUUUGAACAAUAUCUGCACUUUGUGUGCAAACCAGAAUUGGGGCUAAGUUACCAGGGACAUGACUCUAGCCUCCCUUUACCUGACAAUCAUGGGGCCAUUUCCUCUGUUGUGUCUAAUGCCAGUUCUGCAGUAUAUUACUGCAACUAUCCAGAUGGGUGACACAUCUCCCACUCUCUCCUCCAGCCUGUGGGCCAGCAGCAUAAACAGUGUUACACACUUCCUGCAGGAGCUAAGGAAAUCCUUUCCCUCCCCCUCCCCUUCUUGUGUUUUCUGUGUUUUUUUUUUUAAUUGAAACUUGUCGUGGCACCUAAUUUAUGGUAAUUUAUUUGACUAAUUUUAGCAAUUUCCUAAAGAAAAUGCAGGGUUUUGGGGGUUCAUUCUAUCAGGGAUUUGCUCUCAAUAGUUUUUUCCCCUCGUUGUUAUUGUCAAAAUUGCCAUUUGUAAAUUGGACUUUACCUGUUCUGAGUAAUGUGACCCAAAAUGCCACCCAUGCUAUAAAAAUUCAUAUUGUUAGUGAAUAUUUUUGGCUUUUUAUUAAUACUUAAAAUAAAGUCUGAAAUUUACUUUUC